Molecule: messenger RNA, 1585 nt
Organism: Nezara viridula (southern green stink bug)
Lineage: Eukaryota; Metazoa; Arthropoda; Insecta; Hemiptera; Pentatomidae
Source: the annotation of a GenBank genome assembly
AUCAAAUUUUGUGUUGUCAUUAAGAUUCAUGGAGAAAAAAAAAUCUAAAUCAAUACUGUUCAGUUCACUCUUGAGCUAAGGUUUUUAUGUUAACAUAUUUCUUCAUUUCCAAAUGGAUUUAAAUAUUUCAUAUUGUUACUUCCAAUAUGUCUAGAUCAAUGCUUGCUGCAAGAUUUGUUGUGGGUGGACUGACAUCCCCCAUGUUGAGAUGUUCUUUUACAAAGGUUAAUGCAGUUGCAAAACCAAACACUUUUAGAAGUGGCUCAUGGCGGCAAUUCGCAGAAGAUGCUCGGGAGACCAAAACAUGGGGUCGAAGAAGAAGAAGUUUAAAAGAAAUGGCAAUGGAGCCAGCUGGUGAAACUUCAUUUCAAAUUGGGAAGGCAGCAGUGGCAGGAGGUGCAUUAUGUGGAAUUGGAGCUCUUUGUUACUAUGGUCUUGGUUUAGCCAACAAGCCUGGUAUUGUAGACCAGUCAAUGGUAUGGCCUGAAUACGUCAAAGAGCGAAUCAGGGCAACAUAUAUGUACCUUGGUGGUUCACUAGCAUUCACAGCAGCCAGUGCCGCUGCUGUAUUUCGUUCCCCUGUUGCACUGAACCUAGUCAGUCGAGGAGGGUUUGUGGCAAUAGCAGUGAGCUUGGCAGCUUUAAUUGGCACCGGAGAAUUUUGUCGAAGUAUCACUUACCAGCCUGGUUUUGGUCCUAAGCAAAUGGCAUGGAUUCUGCACACCUCAGUUAUGGGAGCAGUUAUUGCCCCAAUAUGCCUGCUGGGAGGUCCCAUUUUGAUUAGAGCUGCUUGGUAUACGGCAGGAGUUGUUGGCAGUUUAUCAGCAGUUGCUGCCUGUGCUCCAAGUGAUAAGUUUUUGAAUAUGGGUGGACCACUUGCUAUCGGUCUUGGAGCCGUUUUUGCUGCUUCAUUAGGUUCUGCAUUCUUGCCGCCAACCACUGCCCUUGGUGCUGGAUUAUAUUCAAUAUCCAUGUAUGGAGGGUUACUUGUCUUCUCUGGACUCCUGCUGUAUGAUACCCAAAGAGUUGUGCGGUCUGCGGAGACCUAUCCCCAAUAUGCUGCUCAUCCUUUUGAUCCAGUCAAUGCAUCCAUUUCUAUUUAUCUUGAUGUGAUCAACAUAUUCAUCAGGAUUGCCACAAUGCUUGCAACCUCAAAUCAGAAGAGAAAGUAAACUGAUAAUCAAAUGAACAAAAUUAUCAACAGAUAAUCUUUAAUUAAUUACAUGUGAUUGGAUUUUGAUUAUACUUUGUUGGUUAAAUAAUAAUGAUUUUUUUACUCUUAUUAUUAUAGUUAAGGUAUUGUUGAUUUAUGAUAAAAAAUUAUGUGUUAUUUAUCAAAUUUAAUUUAUGUCUCUUCUUUAGAUGGUUUGAGACAUUAAAAAAUGUUUAUAAUGUAAUUAUUUUUUUGCAAAAAUAAUUAGUUUAUUGAUAAAAAAAAAGAGAUAAUUUAAAGAUCUUUUCUAUUAUUAUUUGCAACCAGUGAUACUUAGGUGAUUUGAUAUUUGAAUCCAUCUUUAUGCUUCACUAGUCAACUUGUAUCAGUAACAGAAUUUCUUCAUAUCUUAUUUUCAAAAAUGUUUUCUUC